AUGGAUGGGUGGCGCGCGCGCCUGUGGCGCGCCGGCUCCAGUACGACGUCUGAAGCCCACUACGAGCCUGCGCAUGUGCAGUAUCUUGUGCUUUUUUCGCCCAGGCUCACGGAGCAUCUCGACGCCGAGGACCCUGAACGCCUCGCUGGCCAGGUCCUCUACUACACCGACAUUGAGCAGGCCGUGUCGCAGGUUCAGACGAUGCGCCAGGUCGCGCUUGCGAAUGCGCUUAUCGAUUUUGCCACGUCAAUGCACCCUGCUGAGGACGCAAGCGGCGCAGAGCUGCGCACUCUCGCGGUGGGAACCACCGCACGCCGCCUGUACCUCCUCGAAGUCGUGCCGGACCUGUGGCUCCAUGCGUGCGUGGCACUCGCACAUGUGCACCAAGGCGACACGGUCGAGCACAAGCCCUGGUGCGACGAUACUUGGAUGCAGCAGCAGCUCCGGGACGCCUGGCAAGCGUGGCGUCAGCUGGAGCAUGGCGCACCACAUAUUCUCUGGCGUGAGCGGGGGCGCGAAGCUUUGGAACAGAGCCUUGAGCGCUUCUUCUCCAAGUGGGUGUGGCAGUGGGAUGUUGAGCGCCAGUGGGCGCCGGUGCUCCAGGCCUCGCGGCCCGCGAGCGUGCCAAGUGGCCUGCUCGCCGAGACAUGCGCGACACUCGAUGCGUGCCCGGACAUGAGCGAAGAUGAUCUCGUGCAAGCGCUCGCGUGGUUCGCGCGCACGAGUCAGCAGAGGUCGACGGAAGCGCCUGCCGAGAUGCUCCUUCUGUACGAUGACAGGGUGCUCUGGCCGCAGCCCCACGUGGCGCGCGAGGCGGGCCUGGAUGCACAGGCUCGGCGUCAAGUUGCGCGGUAUGUGCUGCGGCGCCUCGUGGGCCUUGAGACAGCUCGCCGCGAGGCAGCCACCGCGUUCGCCGCGCGCCCUCCGAGCGCGAAACCUCGGCCGCCGCCGCCCACCGAGAGCGAGCAGGCCGCACCCCAUGCGUGGAUCGACCUGCCAUUCAUGGGCGACGCGACGAGCAGCGCGCCUAUGUGGCUCGGUCUUGACGCUCUAUGGCCCAAGAGCCGGGCAGCGCGCGACGAGACGCGCGUCGCAGAGCCAGACGCGUCCUUGGCACCUGCACAGGGCACAUCGCGUGCGGCCCAUGCAUUCCACGCUCGGCUGGAGCACGCGCUGGGCGACGAGUCGGCGAGUCGCUCCGAGUCUCCCGGUCGGGAGACGGCGGAGUCGCAGCUGCACGAGAUUACGCACGCCUAUGCAACGAUGCAGGCUGCUGUGAGCGGGGGGCGUCGGCGUCGGCCAGCGCGGGAGGCAGCGGCAGCGCCUGCGCCCAAGGCGGAGCGCACGGAGCAGCGCGGCACGGCGUGGUACACGGCGAUGGACGCGGCGGAUCCGGUCCCACACGAUGUGCGCCUCGAUGGCUGGGGCGCCGAGACGCCCGUGCCGUGGCACCACGCGCAGCUGUACGUCGGGGGGCCGGAUAGGGUGCCGCUGACGGACGACGGCGCGAGUGACUGCGACGAUGCGGUGGAUGUGGUGUACACGACUCGGCAGCUGCUCACGGUGGUGCUAGUGUGGCCGCGUGGCGCCACGGACGCCACGGCGCGUGCCUCGUGGCUAGGGUCCAGCUGGGAGCUGCUGCGCCGUGUGCAGCGGUGCCUAAACGACAAGCAGCGCAAGGCGCAGGCGACACAGGCGCCCGAGACGGAGCCCGCUUCGUUUGUGCACAUCGAUACCCCCUCGGCGCUGUGCUGGCGGCAGCUGCCGGGCCCCAAGCUGUCGCCAGGCAUGGAAGCACAGCUACUUACAUCACAGGCGUGGCUCGCGCAGCAUGGUCUGACCGAAACGCUCGCGCGCGCUGAGAAUCGGUCGUUCUGGGUCGCGGCGCGCGCGGCGCGUAACAAUUCAUCGCACACGUUUUUGGUGCUACGGGGUGCGGCACAGCGAGUGUAUGGCAUAGCCGAGUGUGAUCACCAGAUGCGGCGCUUGGCCGCGCGAUAUAGCUCAUUUGGACUUUAG
Messenger RNA from Malassezia sympodialis ATCC 42132, 2019 nucleotides. RefSeq lists its product as uncharacterized. NCBI's taxonomy places the organism in Eukaryota, Fungi, Basidiomycota, Malasseziomycetes, Malasseziales, Malasseziaceae. The record is from RefSeq and is a predicted model, not a curated record. Gene Ontology annotation, biological process: vesicle-mediated transport. Gene Ontology annotation, cellular component: Mon1-Ccz1 complex; intracellular membrane-bounded organelle. The transcript has 3 exons. Bases 1 to 2019 code for a protein of 672 amino acids.